Molecule: messenger RNA, 966 nt
Organism: Xenopus tropicalis (tropical clawed frog)
Lineage: Eukaryota; Metazoa; Chordata; Amphibia; Anura; Pipidae
Product: probable G-protein coupled receptor 33
Exons: 1
Coding region: 1-966 (321 amino acids)
Biological process (GO): G protein-coupled receptor signaling pathway; signal transduction
Cellular component (GO): membrane
Molecular function (GO): G protein-coupled receptor activity
Source: RefSeq, a predicted model, not a curated record
AUGUCUGUGAGCUCAGUAUCGGAGAUUUACCAGAACACAACUGCACAAGGGAGCGACACAACGGUCCCAACGGCCAACAUAUUAUGCACCCUGAUCCUUCUCAUCACUUUUCUCUUUGGUCUCGUUGUAAACGUGCUGUACCUUUGGAUUCUUGGGCUCAAGAUGAGCAAGAGCGUCAACACCGCUAUGAUUUUUCAUUUAAUUUUGGUUAAUUUGGUUUUUACAAUGACCAUGCCGUUGCUGUCGGUGUAUAUGUUAACAUUCCCCCAAUGGAUCUUAGGAGACUUCAUGUGCAAGCUCGUUAAUUCACUGCUUUCUCUAUGUAUAUACACAACAGUGUUCUUUCUCACAGUCAUCAGCCUCGAUCGCUACACUUUGGUCUUCCACCCAGUCUGGUACAGGGGACACAUGAACCAUCGUUAUGCCUCUGUAACCUGCAUUUUGCUAUGGGGGUUUGCCGCGUUGUGCAGCUCCCCAUACUUUGCAUUUCGGCAGAUCCGCCUGUUGAAGGACAAUAAAACUGCCAUUUGCUACAACGAUUACACACUUUCUGGGAAAUGGGACGGUGAGCUAUUAAAGUGGUUCAUGUUUGGUUUCCGUCUAGUGUUGGGCUUCCUAAUUCCCUUAUCUGUAAUCUCCGUGUGUUAUCUCAAACUCGCUCUCAGGAUGAAGAAAGAAAAUCUGGCCAGGUCAAAUAAACCUUAUAGGAUUAUAUUUAUUUUUAUUACAUCGUUCAUUAUGUGCUGGACUCCAUAUUAUCUGUGGUAUGGGAUGAGCAUGGAGCAGGAGAAGUUUCCUAAGGCCACUCUGAACGUAUUGAUGGUCAUGACAAUAUGCUUGAUCUGCCUUUAUUAUUGCUUCACCCCAGUACUUUACUUGUUUGCUGUAAAGAACUUCAAGAAAGAGUUUCGGAAAUCAAUAAUGUCCCUAUUUGAGUCAGCGCUCACCGAAGCCUUCCGCUCGUGA